AUGCCACCCCCCACAGUCCCCAACGUCCGCACCACCUUCCCAGCCCCCCACAUCCUCCUCGUCACUCUCGCCCGUCCCUCCGCCCUCAACGCCAUCCCCGCCGCCCAGCACGCCCCCAUGGCCGCCCUCUGGGCAUGGUACGACGCCCAGCCCUCUCUACGCUGCGCCGUACUCACGGGCGAGGACGGAGAUGGACGGAAAGCCAGGGCGUUUUGUGCGGGGGCGGAUUUGAGGGAGUGGGAUGCUAAGCAUCGCGACGCGGGCCCGAAGGGGGAUGGGGAAGGGAAAGGAAAGGAAGAGGAGGGAGAUGAGGCGACACAGUACCGCUCACGCUGGACACACGACGGCUUCGGCGGGCUCUCCAACCGCACGGGCAAAAAACCCAUCAUCGCCGCCGUCAACGGCCUCUGUUUCGGCGGCGGAAUGGAAAUGGUCAUCAACUGCGACCUGGUCGUCGCCGACGGCGUGCGCGCCCGCUUCGGUCUGCCCGAGGUCGGCAAGGGUGUCAUUGCCGUUGCGGGGGCCUUACCCAGACUCGUACGCACCGUGGGCAAGCAGCGCGCCGCGGAGAUGGCGUUGUUAGGACGGACGGGGUAUACGGCGGGGGAGAUGAAAGAGUGGGGGUUGGUGAAUUUUGUGGUGGGAGAAGGGGAGGUGGUACAGGAGGCGGUGAGGUUGGCGGGGGAGGUGAGUGGGAAUUCGCCGGAUGCGGUGGUGGUGUCGAGGGAGGGGUUGAGGUUGGGGUGGGAGGCGUUGGGGCCGGAACGCGGGACGGAGGUGUUGGAGGCGGGAAUGUAUGGGCGGAUUGAUGGGGGGGAGAAUAUGAGGGAGGGGGUGAGGAGUUUUGUGGAGAGGAGGAGGCCGGUUUGGAGGGAUAGUAAGUUGUAG
Molecule: messenger RNA, 888 nt
Organism: Dichotomopilus funicola
Lineage: Eukaryota; Fungi; Ascomycota; Sordariomycetes; Sordariales; Chaetomiaceae
Product: mitochondrial putative enoyl-CoA hydratase
Exons: 1
Coding region: 1-888 (295 amino acids)
Biological process (GO): fatty acid beta-oxidation
Cellular component (GO): mitochondrion
Molecular function (GO): enoyl-CoA hydratase activity
Source: RefSeq, a predicted model, not a curated record